AUGCUUCACUUGAUUGACGAUUCUGGUCAUCUGAAAUCCAAAGAGGAGCUUUCUGAGUUCUUGAGUACUGUUCUUUGGAAAGAUGAUGUCAGCAAUGACAAAGCUAAUCGCUCCUUGGCUUCAAUUGGAGCUAAUUAUCAUGUUGUCGGAGUCCUCGGUGCACAAAGCAGCGGUAAAUCUACGCUCCUGAACUAUUUAUUCAAAACACAAUUUCAAAUGCUAGACGAAUCUGUACGUCGGGGCCAAACCACCAAAGGAGUAUUUCUUUCACGCGCCGAUCUGGGAUCAGGAGCCAGCGACAGCCAAGUCUCGACGGGCGCCCCGUUGCUGGUUGUAGACUUUGAGGGAACGGACGGCCUCGAGCGCGGUGAGGAUCAGAGUUUCGAGCGUCAGUUAUCCCUUUUUGCCCUUUCUAUGGCGGACACACUGAUUCUUAACAUGUGGGCUGUAGACGUUGGUCGCUUUAACGCUGCCAACUUGAGCCUCCUCCGCACCAUAUUCGAGAUAAAUUUGCAGCUUUUUUCACAUGAAGGCUACGAGAAGGACGAAAAGCCGACGUUACUAGUUGUACUACGCGACUUCACUGAAGGUGAUCUCAAGCCAAGCUUGGUGACACUCCAAAAGUCUUUUGAUACAAUCUGGGAGAAUGUCGUCAAGCCGCCCCGAUUUGCUGAUUCCAGCAUUGCUGAUCUUUUCAGUUUCAAAUAUUUUGCGAUGCCACAUCUCAAGCUUCAAAAAAAUGAAUUCACUCUCAGUGUUUCAGAACUUCAGAGCUGGUUCUGUGAUUCACAAAGAGAAGAUUUUUUGUUCAAAUCUCAGUCCAUGUUCCGUGGCGUUCCGUUGGAAGACUUGCCGUCGUAUCUGACUAGCUGUUGGGAGACCAUCCUCAAGAGCAGGGAUCUUGAUAUUCCAACUCAAAGGGAGAUGCUUGCUUAUCAUCGCUGCAAGGAUGCUAAAGCAAGUGUGUUCACAACCUUUCAAGAGUUCUGCCAGGGGUGUGAGGAGCGCAUCCGCCGCGAUGGCGCGUCGAUGAUACUUUCAGGGUGUUUAGAAGAAGAAAUGGUGAAUUGCAUGGGGGAAUAUGAGCGCCAGACGAAGCUGUACAGAAGUGAGGUUGUCGCUUCCUACGAAAUGGAGCUAGAGAAGGAUAUGGUGAAUGCAGCAAUAAAGGUGCUGGAUCGCGUGUGCGUACCUAUAUCUACUGACGUCCUCAACAACAUAGAAAAACAUAUUCAAAAGGCCGUUGAUAGCGAGAUGAAUCAGCUUCUUGAAUCUGCCCAGGCACUCCCCUUUGUCGCGGCCAGCAGUCAAAGAGCUGAGGACGAGUUGGGGGGUGUCGAAGGUAGCACAACGGCAUCGCCUUCUUCUAUUGCCAGCACCACCUUCCGCAUGGACGGAGCCGGCUGCCAAGACCUUGAGUUUCAGUUCUGGAAGGGAGUGGCUCGCGAGGUGAAUCGGGUCUUGGCCGUGUUGGACAACAGUUCUGCAUCGCCCCACUUGUUUGGCCGCCAUGCAGCGCUGAUUGAACGAGAUCCUGCAACUCGAGCAUACGUUGUAAGCUUGGUGACUAGAGCAGUUCUUAAGAAGCUAAAGUUUCGCAUUUCGUCUAUGUCUGAAAACGCUUCCGAGACCAUGCAUCGCGGGUUUGUACACUGCUUGUCUCACAACGCUGGCGGCACUGUAAAGUUUUUUUCAACUGCAAGAGGUCUUAUGCAGGCUGUACCUUCUGCCCAGCAGGCAGGUCUUGUUCAGCUUGGCUGCUUCUUGUACUUCCGCCUACAUUUGUCAGAGGCGGCGGCGAAGGAGAAGGCAGAGUCGAAAGGGACCAUUCCCAACUCUUCACUUGGUCCCUUGACACGUUACAUAAAUGCCAAACGGUGCACCGUUUCUGUGCGCCAAAACUCCGGCGAGCAAGAUUUUUUCUUGAAAUAUACAACAUUGCAAGCUUGUCCAAGGUACCCUAGUCACGUGUGCAUUACUGAACCGCCAGUGAGUGAAGAGGAUUUCGAGACAGACAGUGACAGCGUAGUCGCUAGCUGUGUGUUGUUGAACCAAUCCGCAAUGGACAGGGCCUUUGAGUUAUACAAGCAAAAAUGUGAGUUCACUGUUCAACUCGAGAUGCGCUCUAUCGAAGCAGGUCAACAGCACCUUCCAGCGUGGGUAAUUCCAGCCAUAUGCAUUCUGGGGUUCAACGAGUUUUGGUACAUAAUCACGAGCCCUAUUCUGCUUACCAUAUUAAUCUUUGUGAUCUUUUUCUUCUUCAAGGGCUUUUUGAUGCGACAAUGGCAGAUUUUCGAAGAAACAGGUUCACCAAUAAUCGUAAUUCCCUUGAAGACGCUGAUUACGCGGCUGAACACCGUGUAUUGUCUCCUUAUUCCGAAUCCGAGUGUUUCCCCUAAGCAUAUUGCUUCUGCUGCCCAUAGUAGUAAUGUCGCACUAAACGAAGCAGAAGGUUCCAGGGCGGAAGUUCUAACAACGCAGAGGCCUCAGCCUCGUGCCUCUAAUUCUGUGCAUGCCGAUCCGACAUCAGCCUAUCCGGAGCUUAGAGAUCCGCACGUAACAGGUAACCUUCGAAAGCGCAGUGAGCCUAAACAGGACUAG
Molecule: messenger RNA, 2601 nt
Organism: Phytomonas sp. EM1
Lineage: Eukaryota; Euglenozoa; Kinetoplastea; Trypanosomatida; Trypanosomatidae
Source: the annotation of a GenBank genome assembly